GCCAGGGCCUGGCAAGCUCUGGGCUUGCUGAUAGGGCCAAUCUCCCUGGAGACAGCGGCCACCUAACGGGAGCUGGGGUGGCACCGCCUCCCCGCGCAGCCUCUCCCCUCCCGCAAAGAACGACUUCUUUCAGCAGCCGCGGUGCAGACGCCAGCCCUGUUUGCAGGUGAGGGGCGCCGCCCAGGACAGCGGGUCCCCAGCCGGCCGCUCUCCCCUGCUGGCUGUUUCUGCCCCUGCCGUGGGCCGGCUCUCACCCCGAGAGAGGAGGACCCGACCCUGCGGCCGGGAUGCACGCGGCCGCCUGUCCCAGCGGGCGUGACGCCGUCCGCGUCUAGCCGUGGGCGCGCGUGGGCGCGGGGGCGCAGCCGCGUCCAGGGGGCUCCUCCCGCACCCCGGAGCCCAGCAUGGCCUCGGCCGCCUCGGUGAGCAGCCUGGCCGAGGAGGUCACCUGCCCCAUCUGCCAGGCCACGCUGCGGGAGCCGGUCACCAUCGACUGCGGCCACAACUUCUGCCGCGGCUGCCUGGCGCGCUACUGCGAGGGCCGGGGCGCGGGCCCGCCGGGCUGCCCGCUCUGCAAGGAGCCCUUCCGCGCCCGGGCGCUGCGGCCCAACUGGCAGCUGGCGGGCGUGGUGGAGCACAUCGAGCGCCUGCAGCCGGGCGCCGCGCCCGGGCCCGCGGAGGAGGCCUGCGCCCAGCACGGCGAGAAGCUCUACUUCUUCUGCGAGGACGACGAGGCGCAGCUGUGCGUGGUGUGCCGCGAGGCCGGGCUGCACGGCGCGCACACCGUGCGCUUCCUGGAGGCGGCGGCGGAGCCCUACCGGGAACAAAUACAGAAGUGUCUUGUGAAUCUAAGAAAAGAGAGAGAGGAGAUCCAGGAAAUUCAAUCAAGAGAAAAUAAGAGGAUCCAGGUCCUGCUGACGCAGGUGGCCACCAAGAGACAGCAGGUGAUGUCCGAGUUUGCACAUCUGAGCCAGUUUCUGGAAGAGCAGCGGGGCAUCCUUUUAGCGCAACUGGAAAAGCUGGACGGGGACAUCCUGGAGCAGCAGGAGGAGUUCGACCGCCUGGUUGCUGGGGAGAUCUGCCGGUUUAGCACGCUGAUUGAAGAGCUGGAGGAGAAGAGUGAGAGGCCGGCCAGCGAGCUGCUGACGGAUAUCAGAAGCACUCUAAUAAGAUGUGAAACCAGAAAGUGCCGGAAACCAGAGGCCGUGUCCCCGGAGCUGGGCCAGCAGAUCCGGGACUUCCCCCGGCGGGCGCUGCCACUGCAGAGAGAGGUGAAGAGCUUCCUGGAAAAACUCUGCUUUGAAUUGGACUAUGAGCCAGCUCACAUCUCUCUGGACCCCCAGACUUCCCACCCCAAGCUCCUCCUGUCCGAGGACCACCAGCGGGCUCGGUUCUCCUACAAAUGGCAGAUUUCACCAGACAGCCCCCAGCGUUUUGACCGGGCCACCUGCGUGCUGGCCCUGCGUGGCUUCACAGGGGGCAGACACACGUGGGUGGUGAGCGUGGACUUGGCCCACGGGGGCAGCUGCACCGUGGGGGUGGCCAGUGGGGAUGUGCAGCGCAAGGGGGAGCUGCGCCUGCGGCCGGAGGCGGGGGUGUGGGCCGUGCGGCUGGCCUGGGGCUUCGUGUCCGCCCUGGGCUCCUUCCCUACCCGGCUGGCUUUGGAGGAGCAGCCCAGGCAGUUGCGGGUGUCCCUGGACUACGAGGUGGGCUGGGUGACCUUCUGCAAUGCCGUCACCCAGGAGCACAUCUACACCUUCACGGCCUCCUUCACUCGGGAGGUCUUUCCCUUCUUCGGGGUCUGGGGCCGAGGGUCCGGCUUCUCCCUGAGCUACUGAGAGGGUGCAGCUGCAAGACUGAAAGCAGGUGCUAGGUGGACUGGAGCCGCUGGCACUCACUUGAAGAUUUGGGGUAGAAAUGGCUGCUUAGCGUGGUGGCCUCGUUGCUAAGGGACACAGCGGCAUAACCUUCAGUCUGCCAUCAGGUGCCCAGUGGGUGCCGAGGGUUCUGGGCAUCAGCUGUGGCCCGCUCUCCUCGCCACCGUCCCCACCAGAGGAGCACUGCCUGGGCGAAGCCUUGUCACCAACCAGCUGUCUGCUUUGUAAGCAAGAAACCUCACCUCUCUUCAUCUUUCUUUGAAGAAUGUUAGAGUUCACUUAUUCAUAUCCUCAGGAACACUUGAUUGUGUGCUGACCAUGAACCAGGCUGUGUGGUAGCCACUGGUGAUCUGAAAUAAUAAAAAGGAAAAGCUUGUGCUGUA
Molecule: messenger RNA, 2260 nt
Organism: Chinchilla lanigera (long-tailed chinchilla)
Lineage: Eukaryota; Metazoa; Chordata; Mammalia; Rodentia; Chinchillidae
Gene: Trim10
Product: tripartite motif containing 10
Exons: 7
Coding region: 405-1838 (477 amino acids)
Molecular function (GO): protein binding; zinc ion binding
Source: RefSeq, a predicted model, not a curated record